Molecule: messenger RNA, 920 nt
Organism: Pteropus alecto (black flying fox)
Lineage: Eukaryota; Metazoa; Chordata; Mammalia; Chiroptera; Pteropodidae
Gene: TPSB2
Product: tryptase beta 2
Exons: 5
Coding region: 7-834 (275 amino acids)
Biological process (GO): proteolysis
Molecular function (GO): serine-type endopeptidase activity
Source: RefSeq, a predicted model, not a curated record
UUCCAGAUGCUGAAUCUGCUGGUGCUGGCACUGCCUCUCCUGCUGAGCCCAGUCCACAUGGCCCCUGCCCCACGCCAGGCCCUGGAGCGAGUGAACAUCGUGGGAGGGAAGGAGGCCCCUGGCAGCAAGUGGCCCUGGCAAGUGAGCCUGAGAGUCAAACAUCAAUACUGGGAACACUUCUGCGGGGGCUCCCUCAUCCACCCUCAGUGGGUGCUGACUGCAGCACACUGCGUUGGACCGGACUUCAAAAAUCCCACAGACCUGAGGGUGCAGCUGCGGGAACAGCACCUGUAUUAUCGUGACAAGCUACUGCCCAUCAGCCGGAUCAUCGUGCAUCCUGAGUACUACGCCAUCCAGGCGGGGUUUGACAUUGCCCUGCUGGAGCUCGAGGACCCUGUGAACAUCUCCUGCCAAGUCCAGCUGGUUACUCUGCCCCCUGCCUCAGAGACUUUCCCCCCAGGGACUCCAUGCUGGGUGACAGGCUGGGGUGACAUAAACAGUGGAGAAUCCCUCCCACCUCCGUUCCCUCUGAAGCAGGUGAAAGUUCCUAUUGUAGAAAACAGCAUUUGUGACUCAAAAUAUCACACUGGCUUGUACACGGAGGACAAUGUGCGGAUCGUUCGUGAUGACAUGAUGUGUGCCGGGAACACGAAGAAGGAUUCUUGCCAGGGUGACUCCGGAGGGCCCUUGGUCUGCAAGGUCAAUGGCACCUGGCUGCAGGCAGGUGUGGUCAGCUGGGGCGAUGGCUGUGCCCAGCCCAACAGGCCCGGCAUCUACACCCGUGUCACCUACUACCUGGACUGGAUCCGUCGGUAUGUUCCCGAGGAGCCUUGAGUCUGUCCCUGGGACUGCCACCUGGGUCUGCAGAGAAGCCAGCCUCAUCCAGUCCCUACACCACUGCUUCUUGCCCAGGUGGCAUC